CACAUCAUAUGCGUCGGUGUCAUCUCCAAAUGAAUAAUAGAAUUUGACUUGUUUGAUGCCGUUUUCCUAAUAUUGCCCGGAACUAAAAGCGAUAUGUCGAACAAAAUUCAAGUCUCGCUUCCGGAGGAGGAACUGGAUUGGAUACAAUUACGCCAGGAUCUGGGACCCGUUGCCGAGGUUGAAACCACUAAGGAGAAGCUGCAGCGCAAGAUCAAGGAGAAUCCGCUGGUUCCGUUGGGAUGUUUGGCCACGACGGCGGCGCUCACAGCUGGCUUAUACAAUUUUCGCACUGGCAAUCGGAAGAUGUCGCAGCUGAUGAUGCGAACUCGUAUUGCCGCUCAGGGAUUUACCGUUAUGGCCCUAGUUGUCGGCGUUGUCAUGACAUACACUGAUAAAAAAUAACUAUAACGAUAUUAUUAUGAUCCUAAAUAUAUAGGCUGAAUUUUAAUUCAGUUGUAUUCUGUUUUUUUUUUGAGUCCCAUGUUACAAAAAGCUACCACCUACGACCGCAAACUUAUAUAAAUGUUUAAAUAUACGUUAACUUGUAUAUAGAUAGUAUCUAAAAGAUACCUAUAAAAGAUAA
Drosophila teissieri is the source of this 583-nucleotide messenger RNA. Its product is annotated as HIG1 domain family member 2A, mitochondrial. Gene Ontology annotation, cellular component: mitochondrion. Gene Ontology annotation, biological process: mitochondrial respirasome assembly. The transcript is spliced from 2 exons. Bases 94 to 402 code for a protein of 102 amino acids. The record is from RefSeq and is a predicted model, not a curated record. NCBI's taxonomy places the organism in Eukaryota, Metazoa, Arthropoda, Insecta, Diptera, Drosophilidae.